CAUCAAUUCAAAGUUGUUCCGCAGAACAUCCUCGAGCAAGCUGAUCACGUGACCUCGGCUCGUGCCUCCCUUGCCGGCCGGCCGGCAACCCUAUAUAGCUCAUCUAUGUACCGUAGGGCACUAUGCGGUUUCCCCGCAUUCGUCCCUUUGGGGGAGACUGACGCUCUACCACACUUUACAAGACUCGCAUCUUGACAUCUCAACGAUUCCAAAUGGCAUGAUGUCGGGAAGGCUGUCCACCAGAAGGACUCGAUCAAAGCUGCAGUACAGGCACUGUUGUAUCCGUCCAGGCACUCUGCAUGCUACAACUUCUGCUCCACUUGACCUGGUUCGCCCUGUAUAAAGAAGCUUUGUUGCUCUCGCGAGCAUGUCUGAGGCAUCAGCAAGCCGACCCAGAGCCAUCGACGAGCAGCCGAAAGCCUCCAUCCAUCGCGGCAGUAUGAGCCGCAUCUUUAUGCGCUCUCGAGCUACGCGCGUAGCUAGUCGACCGUCCACAUCGCCAGCCCCACCAACCAGGCGCCACGCUGUCACGCAAGAGGAAGGAUCGCAACUCGAGGAUAUCUCGGCCGACAGGCAGCCUCACGAUGAUCGUACGUCUGGAUUCUGCGAACGAAGCGACAAGGAAGAAAGCCCAGAAGGCUACAGCUCUAUGCUACACUUUGUCGAAACAGGUAGAGAGAACCGCUGGCAGCGCAGAACGGUGGAAGGAGAAGGUGGAGAACGAGAUGCGGACUCCAGGCGAAGAAGCAGCUCUCGUGGAUCCUUCCUGGGGCGCUCGCGCGAACCCAUCAUUCUCAACGCGUCGCGACCAGGGAGCAAUGACGAGUACGUGGACGAAAGCGAAAGCCGGACGUGGGAGAGCACGGGGCAUGGUUGGCUAGCAGGAGGCGCACCGCUGGACGGCAUCGACGAAGGACGCACGGGCAGACGAUGGAGAAGCACGAGUCGUACAUUGCGAGAAGGCGGCAGCAGCAUAAGUCCAGACUCGCGACGUGGUCGAGGCGACUCUCGAUCGCAAUCUACAGGACGUUAUGGAGGCGGAAGAGCCGGUCGAUCCACGAGUCGAGCACCGGCGCUCAAAAAGGUGGAAGAUGAUGAAGGCGAGGGCAGAGGACGCUUGUCUCCCAUCGAAAAUGGGACACUCAAGAAGGCGCAUUUCGAAUCUACGCGCAGCACCGAGCAGAGCUCCUCUCUUUCAGGCGACACCCAUGCCGCUCCCGAGCCUUCCGCCGCAAAGAAGGAAGAGAUUGCUGCACCGUCCCGCUACCCGAACCUUCUAAAGAGCUUCAUCGGCAAGCGAGAAGCAGGACAAACACCAGUGCUGCCUCUGGUCAAGCAUGUCCCUCUAACCCUAGAAGUUUGGAUAUGGGCAUGGAUCGGUGCCCUCGUGCCCAUCGGCGCCAUCUCAGCUCUGUUCAGCCACGCAAACUUGUUCGCUGCCGAUGGACCAGCCCCUACGCCAUGGGCAUCGCCAGUGAUUGUGGGCAGCUUUGGCGCCAGUGCUAUUCUGCUCUUUGGUGCGCCUGCGAGUCCGCUAGCUCAGCCGUUCCAAUUUGUGGGCGGCCAGAUGGUCAGCGCCUUUGUCGGCGUUGCCGUGACGAAACUUUUCGAAUUGAACAGUCACUAUAAGAUUUCCGACACGGAUCAAAUGGGCAGCCUCGUCUGGCUCGCUGGAGGCGUGGCAGUGGCGACGGCCCUGCUUGGCAUGUUCAUCACCAACACCGUGCAUCCUCCAGGCGGUGCGACAGCCCUCCUAGCCGCGACCUCGCCGCCCAUUACGAAACUAGGUUGGCGGUAUCUCGUAGUUGUGUUGAUUUCCAGCGGCAUCAUGUUGUCGUGGGCUCUCUUCUGGAUGAAUCUGGGUCGGCAAGCAUACCCAGGACAGAGCUGGAUUCCACCGCCUGGUCCAGCGAGGGCGCACUCAGUGUGGGGUAUUUUCGAUGCUGCAAGAGCCAAAGCUAGGGAAGUAAAAGAGCACAAGCGUCAAGAGGCUGACAAGGAGCUGGCUGUGCAGUAGGCCUAGUGGCGGAUGAAUGCAAUCACGUUGUCUUGUCGUAUCUCUGCCAGCUGUGCCCUUGUGUCUUCCGUCAAGCCAACAAUCGCCCUUUGCAUAAGCGAUCGAAUGCCAGCCCUCAUGAUCUUCAUGUCUGCAUAAGCUGAAAUUACCAAAUUUACGCUCGAGAGAUAGAGUCCACCCUUUGGACUGGCGAUUGUGAAAGGUUGUGCUGUGCUCGCACGACCAAGGCAGGCUUGCGGGGGUGCGGAUGGAC
Molecule: messenger RNA, 2270 nt
Organism: Ceraceosorus guamensis
Lineage: Eukaryota; Fungi; Basidiomycota; Exobasidiomycetes; Ceraceosorales; Ceraceosoraceae
Exons: 2
Coding region: 368-2017 (549 amino acids)
Source: RefSeq, a predicted model, not a curated record